AUGAAGAAUACUGCAUCUGUUGUUGUUCUUGUUUGGAGUUUCGGUUGGUUGCCGUUGUUAUUUGGUUUUACAAAUUCAUAUACUCCAACUUCAUCUGCAAUGUACGAGUCUACAAUUAGUGAAUCUACUGUGAGCUAUAAUUAUGAUAGAAUUGAUGAAGUGAAGAAACAUUGUGCGCCUGUUCUAGCUUCUGCUACUGAUUUGAAACCUGAAGAUGAUAGAGUGAAUAAUAUUAAAGAUCUUUAUUUUGUUAAUGGGGAUUGGAGGCAGGAGGUGGGUCAAGCCCCGCUACUGCCAUAUAUUGAUCCAGGCGUUCAGAGAGGUAAUGUUUCAGAUUUCCAGACCCCCCACUGA
Messenger RNA from Dovyalis caffra, 354 nucleotides. Lineage: Eukaryota; Viridiplantae; Streptophyta; Magnoliopsida; Malpighiales; Salicaceae. The record is from the annotation of a GenBank genome assembly.